GUCAACUGGCGUAGCUUGUCGAGCAUAUCAGUUCUUGGAAUGUUACCACAUAUCGGGGAGGGUCCCAUGAAAUAAAAAGGUUUCGGCCGGUCGUAAACAUUACAGAAUAUUGUUCGUACGAGCCGCAUUGAUUUAAAUGGUUCACAAAUUUCAACUGCCGCACACUGUCGCUAGUCGGGAAGUCGACGUAUCACGUGUGGAGUAUGAGUGCAUAACUUUGACCCGUACCAAUUGUAUUCAGCACGCUUCAGAUGAAUGAAGAUUAAUGUUUUGACUCUGAAGUAUGAGCAAGAGUCAUGACAGCAGUGAUUUUCAACCUCCGGGAAGUUCAGUGCAUGGAAAUUUUCGUCCAUCCGGAGGUGUGUCGCUCUUUGGGGCAAAUCGUGGACUUUUGGGCGAAAUGAAGGCUCGAUUACGUGGCGAUCCAAAUGAUGGAUCAGAUACCGAUACACUUUCCAACCCACCCACAUCCACUUCCCCGCCCAGCAGAAUAAAUUUUGGCAACAGAGUUUCACCAAAAAAUGAAAACUCCCCCUCUCCUCCAAAAAGCUCCUCGAAAGGCGGAACAUCUCCAAGCUCUGCGUCACAUAUAGACCAUCGAUCCCCAAGCAUGAAAUUACCCCCAAGCCGGCGUAACCCAUCAAACAAUCCAGAAGUGGAGGCACAGCAACGAACCCCAAAGAGAAUACAAUCGAUGUAUGUGAAUAAUCCACACGUUCGACUCGGCGAAAAUCGCGCUCGAAGGCCCCGCACUAGACCACCAACCGUCCACUUGAUGCCCAAUGUGCCUUUUCCAAAUGAAGAUGACAAAGUUCACCGGGAUACAAACGAGGAAAAGAUACUAAGCGAGUUUUUCAGUACUCAGCACGAAACAGAAAAUCCACGCUGAAUGUCCUGGAAACUUCCAAGACUACACACUAACCACAGAAUAACUCCCAUCUGUUUCAAGCUCAUGCUGGUUUCAAGAUUAUAAUUUAUAUCUCACCCCUCCUCCUACAGACCUUGCACGUUGUAUUUUUUCAUAGAUUUUCACCAACCGAUUUGAUCACGCAUUGUCUCGUUUUCUAACAUGCCUAACCG
Opisthorchis viverrini is the source of this 1080-nucleotide messenger RNA. RefSeq lists its product as hypothetical. Bases 284 to 889 code for a protein of 201 amino acids. Lineage: Eukaryota; Metazoa; Platyhelminthes; Trematoda; Opisthorchiida; Opisthorchiidae. The transcript is spliced from 6 exons. The record is from RefSeq and is a predicted model, not a curated record.